Ruditapes philippinarum (Manila clam) is the source of this 3770-nucleotide messenger RNA. Its product is annotated as diacylglycerol lipase-beta-like. The record is from RefSeq and is a predicted model, not a curated record. Gene Ontology annotation, biological process: lipid metabolic process. Lineage: Eukaryota; Metazoa; Mollusca; Bivalvia; Venerida; Veneridae. The transcript has 12 exons. The coding region runs from base 143 to 1630 and encodes 495 amino acids.
UUUUGUAAUAACAGGUAUUAUAAUAUACAAUCUAUAUACGGGUAAAAAUAAGAAACGGACAAGAACGGCGCUGCGGAGUUUCCGAAGAGGUUCCAGACGACCCUUUUCACAGACCAAACAGUGGGAAAAACGGUGUAAGUGUAUGUUUAUAUGUGCGGGAGGGGAUGAUAGAAGCACCAGUGUUUUCAAUACCUUGGCUGAACUCAGCGCUGAUUACUUUAAGGGUGUAGAUUUAGUGCCGACGGAUGUGAUCGCCGGCCUGAUACUUCUCAGUCGGCAACAAGAACGUAAACGUCAACAGUUAAGAAUUUAUAUUGCCGACGAGAAGGAAACGAAAGGGUAUAGUAUGGUGCCAACAGAUGACGUUGUAGAUGCCCCGGAUGUAAUAUGCGAGUGUUUACCAACGCCGAGAGAUUGGAUGACACUAGAUAACAUGAGUCACUAUCUAAAAUUUGCUAUUGGUAGCUAUGGCUGGCCCUUCUAUGUAACUCUAGUCAAUCCAAUACUAGGGGCAUGCUCCCUUAUUACACAGUGCAGUUGUUUUUCAUGUCGGGACGAUCAGGGUUCUGUCUACAUGGAUAAUUGUUGUAUGUGUAAUACAGCUGCUUUCAAGAAAACCACAGGUCUACAUCAUGACGAUAUUGUCUACGCUUGCUUUAAAAAUGAGAUUUACGAACUUCCAUUCUAUGUGGUGAUAGACAGAGAAUCAAAUUCGGUUGUUGUUGCCAUUAGAGGGACACUUUCUUUACAGGAUGUCAUUACAGACUUGGUGAUAGAACGUGGCGACCUUGACAUUACUGGGGACCUCUGCGCAUGCGCACACAAUGGUAUCCUACAAAGUGCAAACUACAUAAAGCAAAUCUUAGAAGAGAAAAAUAUUCUUAAAAAAGCUUUUUCAUUAGCAGAAGGUGCUGAUCUAGUUAUUACUGGACACAGUCUUGGAGCCGGCGCGGCAGCUUUGUUGGCCAUUCUUUUAAAACCAUCAUAUCCAAAAUUAAAAUGUUUUGCAUUUUCACCACCGGGAGAAUUAGUCAGUCCUACAGUUUCAAAAUAUGCAGAAGAUAUUGUAUGUUCAGUCGUUCUUGGUGAUGAUAUUAUUUCUAGACAAGGCAUGCUGAUGAUGGACGAUCUUAAAAUCAAUAUAUUAAAAGCUAUACAUCAAACUAGAUUACCAAAGUAUAAGAUAUUUGCAAGCGGUUGUUGGCGGAUGUGUUGUGGCAGAGCAGGGACUUUGGAAGAGAAUAUCAAAUAUGCUCAUGUAGAUGAAGACCCUAAAAAUGAAAAUGGAGGAAGCACAUAUAAUGUUAACAGAUGUAGUUUAGAAAUGUCGCUUACAGAAUGUAUGGCGCAUAGUCAACAUAUAAAAAGUACAUAUCAACCUCUUGUUCUACCUGGGCAAAUUCUUCAUGUUGAACAAAGUCAUAUCAGCGGUGACGAAGAGUACACAGCUGCUUGGAAGUUACCAGAAACUUUUACAGAAAUUAUUGUUAGUCCGGACAUGUUAGCACAUCAUUUCCCAGACGCUUUACUAGACGCCAUUGAUGAAUUACGAGAAAAGAAAAUUCCUGUGAAACAAAUCACCACGACAACAAACGGAAAUAAAAUAGAUACACGAAUAAUGAUUGACUAAAAAUCGUAGUUGUUUGUAGCGUCAGUUGUGUAUUAAAUUCCGUUUUAUUUUCCACUUCAGGAAAAAUAACCGCCAACAGAAGUUGUCCCCUUCUUAACUGCACUUUGUCACCUUAUGGCAGUAACGGGUUAACUUCUCGUAUGAUUUAAUAGAAGUUAACCUCUUAUUGCACUAAGAUGACGAUUUGUGCAUUUCCACUGGUCAGUUUUUUGUAAGUUUUUUUUUUUGUAUUUUGACACCAUGCACUACUAGUCAUUUAAGUAUUACACUGACCCUGAUGACUCGCUAUUAAAUGUGGUUUCAGAUUAUGGGUAAAAUAACAAUAUGUGUUUUGCUGUCGCAUAUAAUUACUUAUCUCUCUUUUGUUUCAAUCCUCAUGCAUGCAUUCUUUAUAUUUUUUUCAGAAUCUUAAUUUAAAGGAAUCAUAUAGUACAGAUUUUUUAACAUUUGAAUUGGAAUAAGUUUCUCUGUUAAAAAGGACAUACAAAGCAAUUAUAAAAAAUAUGAAAUAUAAGCAUACGACAACAGAAAAAAAGUUGUGUAACACUGGGUUUAACCCUUCUGAAAACUAAAGAGACAUUAUUUUUUCAGCUAAGGGUAUAUAGUGAGUGAACAGGUGAAAGUCAAAAUAAGUUUACAUUUAGCCAUAAUUCAAUGCAAUUUCAUAAUUUAUUUUGCAUGAACGAUAAAUAACUCACGUGGAACAAGGUAAUUUCUGUAAAUACCCAUCGAAAUUUACCUGCAUAUUUUAAAUUAUUACAUUUAUUAUGUUUUAUCCUUAACAUUUUCCAGUAUCAACUAUUGAUCAAUCCCCAUUAAAAUAGUCAAUCUAUUGAAAUAUAUAGUCAAUUCAGCUCAACUAGACAAUGAAAAAAUAGCAUAAUGCCACUUCAAACGUUCGAUAUCUAAAACAUCAACCAUUUUAUACUUUAAAAUUUCAUUUGCUUUAAAUGUUUCAAGAACACAUCAAUUUCAUUUAACGUACAACUCUACUGUAAAUACAUGCAUAUACCGUGUGUAAAUGCUUCAUGUAUACACCUGGAAAUAAGUUAAGCACACCCCGGAAAUUUGAAAUUGGUUGUGAUUGAAAUCACUGUCAUGAGAUGACGACUUAAAUGAGUUAAGAAAUAGUAUUUUAGAAGUUUAGUAAUCAUAAACCAGUAAAUUUAUGAGUUUAGUUUAUAUUUUCGGUAAAUGUUGACGAUUACAUAACCUUUAAUGACAUUAUGAAGCCAAGUUUUUGAUAACCGCCACGUGCCCGAAUGAUAGCCUCAACCCUUCUCCUUAUUAUACCAGUAAGGCGUCUAAUGUGAUUUUGAGGUAAUUUUUGCCAUUCUUGGUGCAGAGCUUGUUCCAGUUGUUGCAGGUGGUUCGUACCAUUGCCCAAAUAAAAUUUAAAAUUUCUGUUGUGGUCAUGUCAAAACUGAGACAAAAUGUCGGAUGUGCUUAACUUAUUUCCAUGUGUAUGUAAAAGUCGGUGAAUAAUGUAAUGGAAAGAAACAAAUUUGGGGAUACCAGAUAUGAUAUGAAAUAUUGUCAUAGAAAACAAUAAGUGUGCUUCUUAAACCUUGCAAAAAAAGAGAAUAAUUUUAGUAUUUUGAAAUAAAUGUCAUUUUCUGCUAUUCAUGUUUGUUUCUGGACAAUUUAAUGAUGAUAAACUCCCCAAUUUAAUUAAGUAUAAGGACAAAAAUACAGUGACAGAAACGAAGCAAUGACGUUUAACUUAAGCAUUCUCUAGCAUAAUCUAUCUUUUUAUAUAAAAUCUAUACAUGGUAGAAAAUGCCAAUGGUAUAAUGAUGCAAACACUGUUUAUAUAACUAUAAAUGUGACACCCUGACUUCAUUUUUUAAUGUCCGACUUAUUCUAGUGUUUCAAUACGCACCUUUAUUAUGUAUGAAUUUUAUUUUUGCAAUCAUGUGAUGUGUGCUAAAAUUUUGGAAUCAAAAUGUUCUCUCAUUAAUUUUAUCAGCGAAUCAAUCAUUGGUCUGAAUAACCGAGUGUUUGUGUUAAAUGAAAUCCAAGGUUGUGUUUAUAGUUUAAUAUUCUAUUGUUAUAACUAUUGGAUAUGUAUUUGCAAAAAACAGACAUAGACACAUUCCUUUUAUGUUACUUUUAUUUACAAGAAAUAAACUUACGAUUU